CAAUACAGCUCGAAAUAGUACUGCGGUGCCAGGCGAUAGUGAGCAGUCUUGAGAACAGGAUUCCACGGUGUAAGACGUUUAACGGCUCAAAGAGUGACAGAUCGUGAUACAAGUUGUUUGAAAAGUUGAAGUUUGUGCCUUCUGUCGGAUGAUGUCCGCAGCGGCGGCAGCUGGGCUCCUCAUCUGUGCUUGCCUGGCGGCGGCCUCGCGCCCGCAGACGUUCGUCGGCCUCGAACGUGAAGGCCACGAGGUGGACGCCGUGGGGGAGGAGGGCCUGAUCGAGUCUUCAUCGAGGAAGAGAAAAGCAGAGCUCUCACUCGCGGCGGCAAGUACCUCCACCCUGGCUGCCCAUCCGACGCCUUCGCGCCGACCGGCCCUACCGACGCGGUGUGCGGCUGCACGUGCUUCAACACGGCGGACACCAAGGCCAGGGUGGACGGCGGCGCGCCACAGUGCCUGACCUGCGAGGAGGGCACCCUUGUGGCGUGGGAGGACGUCGAUCCAGCGCAGAUGGUGGUAUCGCCAAAGCUCGUGGGGGUCUUGCGGGGUCUUUCUGGAAGGGGCCUCUGCCACGUUCACAUCUUGAUUCGAAGGCUCCUGAGUCUAAUCAUCAUCGCG
This is a messenger RNA of Prorocentrum cordatum, 618 nucleotides long. Lineage: Eukaryota; Dinophyceae; Prorocentrales; Prorocentraceae. The record is from the annotation of a GenBank genome assembly.